AUGGAGUUGAAACCCCAUGUGGUAAUGGUUCCCUUACCAUUCCAAGGCCAUAUUAAACCCUUCCUUUGCUUAGCACAGCUCCUCAGCCAAACAGGCCUUUACAUUACCUUCGUCAACACUCGCUAUAACCAUAAGCGCUUCUCCAAUCUCUCAGCUCUCUCCCUCCAAUUCCCUAACCUCCAAUUCGAGUCUAUCUCCGAUGGCAUGCCUGACGAAGACGACCAGCCACGUUCCCUCACUUUUGAUUUCUUCUACGGCUUGAAGUACCAAUCUAGAGAACAUUUGAAAGAGCUUAUUGGUACCCUUAGCCGGAGGUCAGAGAAUGCUCAGUCGCCGCCGAUCACAUGUAUCAUCGGAGAUGGAAGUGUAUCUUUUCCGGUUGAUGUGGCGGAGGAGUUGGGAAUUCCUGUGAUUUCGUUUUGUUGUCAUAGUGCUCAUUACUUGUUGGCAAAUAUUUGUAUCCCUAAACUCAUUGAAGAUGGCCAGCUUCCUUAUCAUGAAGAGAAAGACACAAAUCAUAGAAUCAACAUUGAAGUGGCUGGACUAGAACUAGAAGGUCGUUUGAGGCUCAAAGAUCUACCAGACUUUUGCGUGUUAAAAGACGUUAAUGACCCUGCCUAUCAGUUCUUUGUCAACGAGGCUCUGGCCAUGACUCGAUCGUCAGGUGUUAUAUUCAACACCGCUGAUGAUCUUGAAGCUCCAUGCCUCCCCACCAUUGCAAACAUCUGUGGUCGAGCUUACACAAUCGGACCCCUCCAUGCACUUCUAAAUUCCCAAAUCGGACAUAAUCGCUCUCAGCUAACGGCAUCGCACGGCUCUCUUUGGAAAACCAAACAUGAUUGCAUGACGUGGCUUGAUUCUCAACCAUCUAGAUCUGUUCUCUACGUCAGCUUUGGAAGUCUUGUCAAAACGUCGUCGGCCCAGCUUUUAGAGAUUUGGAAUGGCUUGGUUGACAGUGGCUACUCUUUCCUGUGGGCUGUACGGCCGGAUAUGGUGGAUGAAGAAAAUGACAACGGCAUCGUUUCAUUCCCUAAGGUGCUUGAAAUCGGACCAAAAGAAAGGGGGUAUAUAGUGGAUUGGGCCCCACAAGAACGGGUCCUAGCCCACGAUGCUGUGGGUGGGUUUCUAACCCAUGGUGGUUGGAACUCGAUCUUGGAGAGUAUUUUGGCGGGAGUUCCUAUGAUUGGCUGGCCCAACUUAGGCGAUCAGAGGGUGGACCAUACAGAGAACAAUCAAGACAUUGAUGGAGGGAAGGGAGGAGUUUCAAAGGUCAGUGGAUAA
Ziziphus jujuba (common jujube) is the source of this 1281-nucleotide messenger RNA. Its product is annotated as 7-deoxyloganetic acid glucosyltransferase. The transcript is spliced from 3 exons. The record is from RefSeq and is a predicted model, not a curated record. Gene Ontology annotation, molecular function: UDP-glycosyltransferase activity. The coding region runs from base 1 to 1281 and encodes 426 amino acids. Lineage: Eukaryota; Viridiplantae; Streptophyta; Magnoliopsida; Rosales; Rhamnaceae.